UGCUAACUUUUCCCGGUAAGUUACCGUGAGAUGCAGCCGGAGUUCAGCAGCAGAGCCUGCAUGUGAGGAUCAACGUGUUUAAGUGGACUCUGUUUAAACUUUCGGGAUGUUUCACCUCAGACUCAUCUCCUGUUAGCCAAGAAUGCUAAAGGAAGUUAGCUUGUUAGCAGGAAGUAGCCGGAGCCGGAGCUCGGCCUCACAGUCGGAGCAGCUUCCAUAGAGACCAAACUGUAUUUUUCACGGAGCCCAAAUGUCCAAAUGUCCAGAUAGAGCUGUCUGAAUAGACUCUGUGCUGUUCCCUUUAUCUGAACAUGUUUAACAUCUGAAUUAUCUCCCGCUGUCCUACGAAGCUAAUGCAGUUAGCUUAGCUUGCUAGCUGGAAACAGUCUGCAGGAAAAGCUGCUGUGAAUCAGUAAAAAUGUCUAAAGUGGAGAACGAGGAGGAACUUUGUGGACAACGCAAACUACUGGACGCUGUUUUCAAGCCUGGAGCAGACAUCCAGCUUCUGUUGGUGAGUAAAGAAGAGGUUCCCCCUGAGCAGCAGGAGAGGAGCCCCAGUCUGGACCAGGAGGACCCACCAGAGCCCCCACACAUGAAAGAGGAGUGGAGCCCCAAUCUGGACCAGGAGGACCCGCCAGAGCCCCCACACAUGAAAGAGGAGUGGAGCCCCAAUCUGGACCAGGAGGACCCACCAGAGCCCCCACACAUUAAAGAGGAACAGGAGGAGUUCUGGACCAGUCAGGAGGGAGAUGAGCUUCCACAGCUGGAGGAGGCUGAUAUCACCACGGUCACAUUCACUUCUGUCCCUGUGAAGAGUGAAGAAGACGAUGAAGAGAAACCUCUGUCCUCACAGCUUCAUCAAAGACUAACUGAACAGAUGGAAACAGAAGCUGAUGGAGAGGACUGUGGAGGACCAGAACCAUCCAGGAACUCAGAUCCAGAUAGACAUUUACGACCAGAUAGUUCAGACUCCUCUGAACCUGAGACUGAUGAUAGUUGUGACUGGGAGGAGAUCGAGAAAUGUCAGUCAGGUUCAAACCCUCUGCAAAACAAUGAAGUAGCUGUAAGUGAUGUGGAAUGUAAUAAUGGGAAGAAAUCAUGUAGCUCCUCUGAAUGUGCUACAAGCUUUGGCUGCAAGGGACAUCUGCAGGAACACAAUGAACUCGAAACAGCAGAGAAUGCAUUUAGUUGCUCAGAUUGUGGUAAAAGAUUCCUCUGCAAGAGCUCCUUAAUGGAUCAUAUGAGGCUUCAUACAGAACAAAAACAUUUCAGCUGCUCAGUUUGUGAAAAAACUUUUGAGUUUAAAGAAUAUCUUGCGAGGCACAUGAAAGUUCACUCACAGAAGAGACCAUUUAGUUGUUCAGUUUGUAAAAAAUCAUUUAAAUGGAGAUGUAAGUGUUUGAAUCAUAUGAGAAUCCACACAGGGGAGAAACCCUUCAGUUGUUCUGUCUGUGGUAGAAGAUUCACACUAAGCUCAGGUUUGAGCUCACAUUUAAAGGUUCAUACAGGAGAAAAACCCUUCAGCUGCUCAGUUUGUAAAAAAUGUUUCCGUCAAAGAAGCUAUUUUUCUAGACACAUGAGAAUCCACACAGGGAAGAAAGACUUCAGCUGUUCUGUCUGUAGUAAAACAUUUGGCCAAAGUUCAGAUAUGAACAAACACUUGAGAGUCCAUACAGGAGAAAAACCUUUUAGCUGCUCAGUUUGUAAAAAAUGUUUCCGUCAAAGAAGCAGUUUGUCCUCACACAUGAGAUUACACACAGGCGAGAAAGACUUCAGCUGUUCUGUCUGUAAUAAAACAUUUGGCCAAAGUUCAGAUAUGAACAAACACUUGAGAGUCCAUACAGGAGAAAAACCUUUUAGCUGCUCAGUUUGUAAAAAAAGUUUCAGUCAAAGAAGCAGUUUGUCCAGACACAUGAAAAUCCACACAGGGUAGAAGCCAAGUAGUUGAAGCGUUUGUGAUAAAACAUUCACUGGGUUCGAAUAUCUCAAAAUACAGAAGUGUGCUGGUGAGAGCAGUGGAAGUAAAUGAAGCUGCAGAGAUGCUCGUUGAGCCAAUUCCUUCCAGCAGGACUGAAGUACUGAAGGCAAGACUUGGCUCAACACUGAUCAGUUCAGAACUGUGAUACAGACAAAAUAAGUGAAGCUUCAUAUUUUCAGCUAAGAUGAAGCCAUCCGGUCAUUUUAAUUAUGGUUUUCUUUUGUUUGUUUUUUACUAGGGGUGUAACAAUUCUCCAAAUACACGUUUCGAUUCAUACCUCUAUUUUUGUUUCCUGUUUUUUGGAGGGCAUUAUUAUUAUUAUUAUUAUUAUUAUGUUUAUUAUCAUCAUCAUUAUUAUUUCCAUCUCAGGUUAAAGUAGUCUAACUUGCGGCCAUGAUCACUCAACCAUGACUGGACCAAAAUAGUCACGUGACGUGCAUUUGGAAGACAAUAAAAUAACUGUAUGGUGUAAUAUGUACAAAAUAUAGACCUACAGCUUGUCCUAACUUUAAA
Molecule: messenger RNA, 2491 nt
Organism: Micropterus salmoides (largemouth bass)
Lineage: Eukaryota; Metazoa; Chordata; Actinopteri; Centrarchiformes; Centrarchidae
Product: zinc finger protein OZF-like
Exons: 2
Coding region: 419-1933 (504 amino acids)
Biological process (GO): central nervous system development; regulation of transcription by RNA polymerase II
Cellular component (GO): nucleus
Molecular function (GO): RNA polymerase II cis-regulatory region sequence-specific DNA binding; DNA-binding transcription factor activity, RNA polymerase II-specific
Source: RefSeq, a predicted model, not a curated record